AUGGAAACAGUAACGAAGCUUGUCAGCCGGACGGGGAACAUUUCUCUCGAGUCGCCGAAGCUCGCGGACUCAAAAUCCAAUCAACCUUUGUCGGGUCCGUUGUCGUCCUACCUGGACACAAUCUAUGGAUCCCUGACGGAAUCAUCAAAGGCCACUUUCUGGCGGGACGUGCAACAUGAAGAGCGUACCACCGGCGAGGCGAAGGAUCCCCUCGCGUCACUGGCUGCCUUCCGUACAUAUAUGUCGGGUCCUGCUUCGGAUGCAUUGCGUCCAGCUCAACCGCAAGACCUGUCCGCACCGAUAACGGAUUACUUCAUCUCGUCAAGUCAUAAUACCUAUUUGACGGGGAACCAAUUGUACAGUGAUGCUGCGGCGACGGCAUAUACCAAUGCCUUGCUGAAUGGCUGUCGAUGCGUCGAAAUCGAUGUCUGGGAUGGAAAUGCAGACAGUAAGAGUCUUCUUGGCCAGGAUACAAGCCGCAGCAGCAGUAGUGAUUUGAGCUCGGAAGAGGGAGGCCAGAUUUCGCACCAUAAGAAGAAGUCAGUCGAGCUGAAGUCAGACGGUACUACACUCUCUGCUCCCCCAAGCUCGGGGCACCGCGGCCUGAAAUCCAAGCUGGGGAGUCUGUUGAAACGCAGUCCAUCACGCCGGAAAAGAGCCUCCAGCAGAGCAGAUCCCGCCGCCGCGAUUGAUCCUGCCGUUCAAAUCCCGCCUCGUCCAGAACCUCGCGUAUUGCAUGGUCACACUCUCACCAAGGGAACCACGUUCCGCGAUGUCUGCUACGCAAUCCGCGACAGUGCGUUUGUCACCAGCGAUUUGCCGGUCAUUGUCAGCCUGGAGGUGCACGCCUGCAUCGAGCAGCAGGCGACCAUGGUGGAAAUUAUGGAGGAGGCGUGGAAGGAGAUGCUGAUUGAAGUCACUCCAGAACUGGAAGCCGCUCAAGCCCCGCCUCCCCUAGAGAAGCUGCGGCGAAAGAUCCUCAUCAAAGUGAAAUGGGUCCCGCUAUCCACUGGUUCUUCCAAGGAUGGACCAAGCAAUGAUAGCACGGACCAGCUUGAUACAUUGAACUCGGCUGAUGGCCAGUCUCCACCCCCGAAGAAGCCACCCAAGAUACUCCAUUCCCUCAGCCGAUUAGCCAUUUUCACCAAGGGCUUCCACUUCAGCCAAUUCUCCCAGCCAGAGGCCAAAGUCCCAGGCCACGUCUUCUCCCUCUCUGAACACGCCGCGCGCGAAGCCUACGCCAAGGACGCGCACGCCCUCCUGGAGCACAACCGCCGCUUCUUCAUGCGUGUCUACCCGUACGGCCUGCGCAUCAACUCCUCCAACCUCGACCCCACCUUCUUCUGGCGCUGCGGCACCCAGAUCGUCGCCCUGAACUGGCAGAACGUCGACAAGGGCAUGAUGCUCAACCGCGGCAUGUUCGCCGACGAACCAGGGUGGGUCCUCAAACCCCAGGGCUACCGCAGCGCCGACACCCCAGCCACCCCGAUCCUCCGCCGCCAGCUCGACCUCACCAUCGAGGUCCUCGCCGGCCACAACAUCCCCUUACCACCCGGCGACACCAGGGAAUCAGGCUUCCACCCCUACGUCAGCUGCUACGUGCACGUCGAGCAACCAGACGAGGCGAACGGGUCGCCCCCCGGCGGCGAUAAUACCACCGACUCGGAGAAAACCAGCUACAAGCGCCGCACCAAGAGCGCGACCGGCACGAACCCGGAUUUCGGCUCCCAGAGCAUCCAGUUCCCCACCCUGACGGGAGUGAUUGACGAGUUGACCUUUGUUCGCUUCAAAAUCAAAGACGACGAGCUCGGCCCCGACUCCCUCGCCGCCUGGACAUGUAUCAAACUCAACCGCCUGCAGCAGGGUUACCGUCUGAUCCAUCUCCACAAUUGCGCCGGCGCGGGAUCCGGCGGUGUCCUGUUGGUGAAGAUCACCAAGGUCCUCUUGUGA
Aspergillus clavatus NRRL 1 is the source of this 1950-nucleotide messenger RNA. Its product is annotated as putative phosphoinositide-specific phospholipase C. The coding region runs from base 1 to 1950 and encodes 649 amino acids. Gene Ontology annotation, molecular function: phosphatidylinositol-4,5-bisphosphate phospholipase C activity. The record is from RefSeq and is a predicted model, not a curated record. NCBI's taxonomy places the organism in Eukaryota, Fungi, Ascomycota, Eurotiomycetes, Eurotiales, Aspergillaceae. Gene Ontology annotation, biological process: lipid metabolic process; phosphatidylinositol-mediated signaling. The transcript is spliced from 4 exons.